Molecule: messenger RNA, 2123 nt
Organism: Colius striatus (speckled mousebird)
Lineage: Eukaryota; Metazoa; Chordata; Aves; Coliiformes; Coliidae
Gene: OS9
Product: OS9 endoplasmic reticulum lectin
Exons: 14
Coding region: 1-1902 (633 amino acids)
Biological process (GO): endoplasmic reticulum unfolded protein response; retrograde protein transport, ER to cytosol
Cellular component (GO): endoplasmic reticulum lumen
Source: RefSeq, a predicted model, not a curated record
AUGGCGGCGCGGCGGGGCUCGGGGCCGCGGCCGGUGCUGCUGGCGGUGCUGGCGCUGCUGGGCCCGGGGCGGCCGCUGCCGGGGGCCAGCGCGACCCUGGACCUGCAGGAGCUCAGCGACCUCAAGUACGGGCUCGAGAUCCUGGCCGAGCCCGUCCUGGCCGGGCAGCAGCAGAGCUCGGACGUGGUGACCGUGGCGUCGCGGUUCCGGCAGCGUUACGAGUGUCGGCUGCCGCCCGCCGCGCUCCGCCCCCGGCCCGGCCCCGACGAGCCGCCGCCGCUCUACAACGGCUCCGGUGUCAGCGAGCUGCUGCGGCCCAUGGCGGCCGCCCCCUGCCUCGUCAAGACCAAGGACUGGUGGACAUACGAGUUCUGCUACGGGAGGCACAUCCAGCAGUACCACGUGGAAGACUCAGAGGUCAAAGGUGACAUCCUCUUCCUCGGUUACUACCAGUCGGCGUUUGACUGGGAUGAUGAAGCUGCCAAGGCCUCCAAGCAGCACAGGCUGAAGCGUUACCACAGCCAGAGCUACGGCAACGGCUCCCGCUGCGACCUGACGGGCAGGGCCAGGGAGGCUGAAGUGAGGUUCCUGUGCGAGGAGGGCAGCGGCGAUUACCUGGCGCGUGUGGACGAGCCGCAGUCGUGUCGCUACGUGCUGACGGUGCACACGGCGCGGCUGUGCCGGCACCCGGCGCUGCGCCCGCCCGCCCCCAGCGCGCAGCAAAUCCGCUGCCAGCCCGCGCUCAGCCCUGCGCAGUACGGCCAGUUCCUGCGGCGCCGCGCCGCUGACCCCCAGCUGCAACAGAAGGACCCUGAGACCCCCCCAGAGCCCCCCGAGGCUGCCCCCACAGCCCCUGGCAACGGGGAUCCCCCAGAGCCAGCCCAGCAGCUCGAGGCGACUGACAGAGCUGGUGGCCAACACACCAGUGCCAGGGCAGAGGAGCUGUCCCUGUCGCCCCAGGGGGCUGAUCCACGGAAGAAAAUCCACUUCAAAGUGAUCAGGAGUCCCAGGGACCUGCUGCAGUUCAUCGAGGAGCUGAAGGAGAGCACCAAGAAGGCCAAGAAGGAGGAGGAGGAGGAGGAAGAGAGGGGGGAAGAAGCAGCAGCAAAGGUUGCUCCCACCCCCCCGGUUUCUGAGGAGCCUGUAGUGGGUGGGAGGGAGGAAGAGGAGGAGGAAGAGGAGGAUGAAGAGACCGGGGAGCUGCUGAGGGGCUUUGAGAAGGAGCUGGAGGCCGUUCUGCUGCCCCGGGCACAGGUGGCUCAGCUGAAGGAGGAGGUGAAGAGCGAGAUGGAGAAGGAGUUUGACAACAUCAUCAACGAGGUGGAGGAGGAGCUGGAGCCAGAGGGGCUGAAGGGGGAGCUGGACCGAGGCCGGGCCACCACGGCGUUGGCGUCAACCUUGGACCGGCUGAUGGAGAAGCUGGAUGGGCCCGGGGCGGGCAAAGAGGAGGAGGAGGAAGAGGAGGAGGGGGGGGCUGGGAGGAAGAGCAGCGACGGGAGGUUGAGGGUGAGGCUCAGCAAGAUCGGGCCCGGUGGGAACCGGCAGCGAGACCCCGCCCCCUCCUCCCAGAGCCCGCCCCGGGGGCAGCCCCUGGAGAGCCAAGUGCGGGAGCUGCUGGCCAAGGAAGGGCUGAGGGCUGAAGGGAAAAUCGAGAUCAAGAUCAUGACGCCAGGAGGGGCCGAGGAGGAGGAGGAGGAGGAAGGGCGCUGGCUGUCGGAGGAGGACAGCAGGAGCCUGAAGGAGAUCUUCCUCAGCAUCCUGGUGCAGGGCACGGAGGAGGCCCAGCGCGAGCGGCAGCGGGCACAAGCCCUGGAGGAGAAUUAUCGCUUCGUUUGGAGGGGGGGACACCCCCAUGGGGACCCCCCCUCUGCCCACAGCGACUCUGAUGACCCCGAGCUCUGAUCCCACCCCCUCUGCAGGGACUUACCGCCCCCUACUCCUUACAGGGGAAGCUUGGACUGUUUCGGGGGGGGGGGGGGGGGUGUAUUUUUGGGGAGGGUCCCGUUGUUGCCACUGGAGCCAUUUGCCCCCUGGGGGGGGAGUCGGGUCGUUCUCUCAUAGUGAGAUGUUGGGGGGUCGUCGGGCUCCCCCCUUUUACCAAUAAACCGUGGGAGCCCCCCCAA